Odontomachus brunneus is the source of this 3787-nucleotide messenger RNA. RefSeq names its product caspase-1-like. The record is from RefSeq and is a predicted model, not a curated record. Gene Ontology annotation, cellular component: cytoplasm. Bases 161 to 1327 code for a protein of 388 amino acids. The transcript has 7 exons. NCBI's taxonomy places the organism in Eukaryota, Metazoa, Arthropoda, Insecta, Hymenoptera, Formicidae. Gene Ontology annotation, biological process: proteolysis; apoptotic process.
AAUCCGCCGAGAUUAAUCUGCCCUGUUAGUCGUAUUGCGGACAUCUCGGCGGACUUCACGUGGAGUUCUCCGCGCUUCUCCAAGUUCCCCGACACGCCAAAGAAGACUCCAUUCUCGGCGAUCGCUCGACCGUGCGCUCGACAGGUCCCUCCUCGGCGACAUGGAGUCCUCGACGAGCGACAACGGCGAAGUCAAGAAAGAAAACGACAAUGACGAGACGCUCGUGGACGAUCGAGCGUCACCUUCCCGCAAACGAAGAUCCAAUUCGGUGAUAGAUUCCAUCGGCGGCAGCGGCAUCGUCGUCAUCGGCGAAGGCGGUGCUGGUGAAUCCACGUUUCCCGCGGGCGGUGUCACUUCACGACCCAAAUCUCUAUCCGCUCCAGAUACGUCGGUGUUCGGGUGCGAACGCAUCGGCCCUCCGAAUCCCGCGCAAGCGACGGCUUACUCGUUCGAACCGAUUAAGAAAGUCGCCGACAAGACCGACGCUCACGUGAGGAUUUUCGAUGAUUUGCCGAAAAACAGUGAAUUCGCGACUAAAACCGCGUUCAUGUCGGUGACUCAAGACGCGGACAGGUACAAUAUGAAUCACAAAAAUCGUGGCAUAUGUGUGAUCUUCAAUCACGAGGAAUUCGAGAUUGGAGGCUUCGACAGGCGGGAAGGCUCGUCGGUAGACGCGAUGAAAUUGGAAAAGAGCUUCGGCAAUCUUGGAUUCGAUGUCAUGGUCCACGAUAAUCUUACCCACAGAGAAGUCAUUGACGUGUUGGAUGAACUUAGCAACAAAACGGAUCACAGGGACAACGAUUGCAUAUGUAUCGUCGUGUUGACCCACGGGUUGCAAAACGACAUGAUAUCAGCGAAGGACGCUAUUUAUAAAACCGAUAAGCUUUGGAAGCCGUUUACCGCUGAUAAUUGCCCGACGCUCGCGGGCAAGCCGAAACUGUUCUUCAUCCAGGCUUGCAGAGGCGAAGAGGUCGAUAACGGGGUCGUGUUGUCCCCGCGCAGUUUGAGUACAACUGACAGCGUGUCAUCGUACAAGAUUCCGACUCACGCGGAUAUUCUAAUAGCUCACAGCUCGGCUCAAGGCUUUUACACCUGGAGGAAUCCUACGGAUGGCACGUGGUACGUCAGCUGCCUAUGUGAGAUCUUGAACAAAUACGGCACCGAGCUGGAUUUGCUUAGCAUGCUCACGAUGACGGCCCGGAAAGUCGCCAUAGAUUACGCCUCUUACAACCCUGAAGACUCGACCAGGCACGAGAAGAAGCAGGUGCCGUCGCUCACGUCGCUGCUGCUCCGAACCGUUUACUUCCCGCCGAAGACGAACAUGUAGAUGCAACGUCGUCGGAUGGGACGGCAUUGACGAGUGCACGAUUUCGCGAUCGCAUGACUCGUCGAUGCGCGAACGUCGCAUAAGCACGAAGGGAUCCUCGCUUGAUAUGGCGGUUCCCUACACUUCGCGUCGAAUGGCUGUACAUUUUUCAGGGGUAUGUAGGCAAAGAGAAAUACGAUUCUGUCACGCUGGUUGACGAAUAGUCAAUCGUCGAGGGAAUAUGCGAAAACUUACAAACGAGACCUGAGAAUAAUUUUCAGAAAAUUUUUCUAAAAACAUUUGAAAAUGGUGAUGCGCUUUCAUUUGUUCCAAACACUGGAGAGUGAUUCUAAUAUAAUGUCGCGCUGUUCCCCCUGCAAGUGGGAAUUACGAGUGUGUAUCUUUAUAUACACUUACAUAUAUAGUUCAUUUACGCACACAACACAUAAAUGUUACAUAUCGGAGAAAAGUCUUGGCAUCAACGUGCUUCCUACACGCGAGAGCGCGUUUAUAUUUAUCCACCUCUGUCCUGUAAAUUAUUUUUCAUACAAUAAUGUUUUUUAUUUUAUAUGUGCGAAUUUUAAGUUAAUGUAAAUACACAUACUCUUAAAUACACACGCAAACACAUUGUGAUACGUAAUAUAACGAAAAUUUUACAUUACAAUAACUGAUCCUCUACAUUUCUAUUUCGCGGAAAUACUGCGAGUAUGUAUAUAUGUAUAUAUUCGCAGAUUAUAUAUCGGCGAGACGCGGGCUAGCUGUGCGUAAGCGAAUUUUCUUUUAAUGCGACUGAUCGAUCCCUUUUUUGGAGUAAUCAUUGUAAUCUUUACAACUCUGCUACUUGUAUGUACGCAAUUAAUCUCAUUUGUGGUUAUUGCUCGAAGUGACAUAAAUGCCAUUGGUUUUUUUUCUUUUUUCAAAAACGUGUGUUUCACUGCUCGCUUGGACUCCCUCCUGUCGAAUAUAUUCGUCUAUUUAUUUAUGCACUAUGCAAGUGUUGCACACAGCUAGAUGUAUCAGGAUUGUAUUUCAGAAUAUCCAUCUUGAGGAAAAUUUGACUGAAAAUGUAAAGUAUAUGUAACGUGAUUUCUCCUCAAAGAGGACGUUUUAGGAUGCAACCCAAGUUGAACAUCUGUUCAUUCACGUAUUACGAAGUAUGUUGCCUCGCCUGAUAAGGGUUGAAAGAGGUAUACCUCGUUUCUUCCUCGUGACGGAGAUCUCUCAAUUUUCAAUCCUAUCCCUGAUUGAUCGUCUUUUCUUCCUCUUCUUCUUUUUCCGCGUACUCGUUCGUCCGUUGUAAUCUAUUGUGAUAGUCCCCCGACCCUUCCCACCAUGAUAUAUUUUUUUCUUGUUGUUGUCUGUCCCUUCCUCGCCUGACCUAACUUUCCACGGUAUCCCAUCGGGCCGUUCAACCGCAUUCGACGCCCUCCGACAUUUAAUUAAGCGUCGACCGCCUACGGUCGAAAACGAUACAGCUUGUUGAGCGCACAAAACGACACCGUGCAUCCCCUUCAUCCUUCGAUCACGCGCUACUACACGCUCGUUAAUAGCGCGAUUUUACCGUUCACGCGAAACCGCGUUAAUCACCUCCUCACCCCUUUCGACACUUUCUUUCGCGAGGAAAUGUGCAAAUUGGGAGAAAUCGCUAGUCAAGUGCGAAACUGUGGUUUUUCCAAAUUUUCGCGGUGAUGAAUUAAUUUAAAUCAUUUAUGGCAGAUAACACGGGUUGUUCAAGUGGACAUUGCUGCAAUUAAUUGUACAUCGACAUUAAUAUCGAGAUUUAAACGGUGAAGAGACGCUGAAUGAAAUUCACACGAUAAUGAGGCGCCAUUAUUCGAAUUUCAAUGGCUUCAAAUUCGACUAACGGUGCAAAAAUCUCACUUCCCAAACUCCUUUAUCGGAGAUAUUUGACCUCAGUUUGUAAAGAAGAUUUUUAAAAAAGAAGAAUAUAUACCUGAAAAAAAGUUUAAUAUUUAACAAUAAUCAUAUACAGAGAAAGAAUUACUAUAAGUUACGGUCGGGAAAACCAACUUUUUAAUUAAACAAUGUUAAUAGUUUUAUAUUUAUGUUAAUAGCUUUAUAGCUUUGUAUGUUUCUUUACUACUAUUUUACUAAAAAAAUAUGGUUGAGGCCAAAAAUAAUUAUAAUUUUAAUUAGAUCAAUCAUUUCUUUCUCAGUAAGUUAAUUCAUGGCAACUACGGUUACUACAAAAAUUACUACUACAAACGGUUUCAUUGUACUUCUUGAAAACUUGCACGCAAAAAAAACUAGAGCUAAAAAAUAGCUGUGACAGAUAAGAUGUCACUGAAAUAAAGACAGCUAAUGUCGAUACUAUCGAAGGUAAAUUUAUUCGCUGUUUAAACUUAGGCGCUACAGCGAUAAAUGUUAGCUGCUAGAACAAAUAAUCGUAGCAAAUGAUCGUAGCUGUGCGACAAAUUUCUUUAAUAUAUGCAUACGUUAAAAAAUUUAGGAAUAACUGCC